Molecule: messenger RNA, 4959 nt
Organism: Portunus trituberculatus (swimming crab)
Lineage: Eukaryota; Metazoa; Arthropoda; Malacostraca; Decapoda; Portunidae
Product: fatty-acid amide hydrolase 1-like
Exons: 9
Coding region: 72-1727 (551 amino acids)
Biological process (GO): fatty acid catabolic process
Molecular function (GO): amidase activity; fatty acid amide hydrolase activity
Source: RefSeq, a predicted model, not a curated record
GAAAAAGUUGAUUAUACCAAUACUACUACUACUACUACUACUACUACUACUACUACUACUACAAUUACAUCAUGAAGUGUUGGAGAAGGCAGCGCCGCAGACUGACAGCAGCAGCGGAAACACGUCAGGCAUCAGUCAGGUCAGCCCUAGAUAGACUGGAAGGUAAGCUGAGUGAAGGAGGCGAACUAUUGACGGAGGAACGACUGUAUAUCUUAUCCCUCGCUCCCUCCGCUCUCCUACAAUGCCUGAGGGAGGGACAGCUGGCGCCCACUCAGGUCCUCAGGGCGUUUCAAGCUAAGGCCAUCGUGGUGACCUACAGAGUCAACUGCAUCACUGAGUUCAUACCACAAGCUGAGGCGUGGGCCACGGAGCUUGAGGGGCGCGGCGCAGAGGGGCGUGGGCUGCCGCUGUACGGGCUUCCAGUCAGCGUGAAGGACACGGUGGAUGUGGAGGGGCUGGACUCCACGCUCGGCCUCGCCAAGAACCUCAACGCGCCUGCCCGCACGCACGCCGCCAUCAUCCAUGCCCUCAAGGUCCAGGGUGCCGUGCCAUUCUGCAAGACCAACGUGCCCCAGGCGGUGACCAGCAUCGGCUGCAGCAACCCUGUGUGGGGCGCCACGCUCAACCCCGUGGACACUCAGCGCGGACCAGGGGGCUCCUCAGGCGGUGAGGGUGCCCUGGUCGGCGCAGGUGGCUCCCUAGUCGGUGUGGGCGUGGACGUGGUGGGCGGCGUGCGAGUGCCGGCACACUUCUGUGGAGUGGUGGCACUCCGGCCCACGGCUGGGCGCCUCAGCCUGCUGGGUGUGACAGGGCGCGGCGCCCCACAGACAGGAGUACACCCCAGCGUGGGCGUGCUGGGGCGGGACGUGGGUAUGGUGGUGGCCGCGGUGCGCGCCGUGCUGGAGGCCGAGGUGGGUGACGACCCGCUGCCACCACCCGUGCCGUGGCGUCCGUACCUGGUGGAAGGCGGCCGGCCACUGCGGGUAGGCUGGUGUGAAGAUGACGAGGCGUUCCCGCCCACGCCAGGCUGUAGGCGCGCCGUGGCUGUGGCGCGCGAGGCUCUGGGCGCAGCGGGGCACUCUCUGGUGGCCUUCACGCCCCCGGGAUCGCGGCGGGCGUGGGGCCUGGCGCUGGCCUGCCUCGCCGCUGAUCAGGGCGUGGCUUUGCGCGCCAACCUAAGUGGUGAGGAGCGGGAUGCGCUCAUUGGGCACGGCCCGGAGCUGUUGGCCCUGCCGCGCCCCCUGCGCGCCCUGCUCAGGCUGCUGCUUCAGGACAGGGCGCCCAUGGCCGCUCAUAAAAUGACGGGCCGGGCCGCCACCUCGAGGGGCCUGUGGUCGGUGCUAGAGGAGCGCCGCCGCCUGGUGGCAGAGGUGGCUGCAGCGUGGCGCGCGGCGGGUCUGGAUGCCCUUGUGUGUCCUGCCUACCCCAUGCCCGCCCCGCCCCUCACUGACGCUGCACGCCUGGCAGGCACGCAGGCCACCACAGGCGUGUAUAGCCUGAUGAACUUCCCCGUGGGCGUGGUGCCAGUGACGCACGAGACCCAGGACGACCAGGAGAAGCUGGAAGACUACCCCACCCACCACGCCGCCCUUAGGAACGUCAAGGAGGCCACACGAGGCGCGGAGGGACUGCCCAUUGGCGUGCAGGUAAUAGGCCUACCCUGGCAAGAGGAGAUAGUGUGCAGGGUGAUGCUGGACCUGGAAACACAACUCAAGAGGCAAGGGUAGGGUGAAGGGUGAAGGAACGGGGGUAAGGGUGAGACAAGGGUGACGAGGAGUGAAGAAAGGUUUCACUAAAAGUGAGAAAGAUGAAAGAAUGUUGACUGAGGAUGAGACAAGGGUAAAUAAGAGUGGAAAGAGUUAAUCAAGGGUGAAAAGGGUGACUUAGGGUGAAAGAAAUGUGAUUUAGGUUGAGACAAGGGUGACUAAAGGCUGGUUCACACGUUCGACUGAAAUUGCAAGUCGGUAGUUUCCGACUGCAUAUUGGUCGCAAAACAAGGCCAACAUGUUGGUCUUGUUCAAUUAUUUAUGUUGUGACGUCACGGAGUAAGCUUUGAAAAUGUGGUGUCGAUGUAGAGAAGAUGUUAGAGUUGGUGAGAUAAAAACAACGCAUCUGGGACCUCAGAAAUGAAUUAAAAAAAAAAAAAAAAAAAAAAAAGCUUGCGCAAGUCGUUGUUCGACGAAACAGUUGCCACCCUCAAAGAAGUUUCCCUCAAUGCAGGGUGCUGUUGGAGGUGAGGACUGAACACUUGUCAGGAUUGAAUUUGAUCGCAAUUGUGCAUAGUCUUAAGAUUAAGUGUGGUAGACAAUCCUGUGUUUCCUUCUACUUAGCCAAGGACGUAUUCACAGGCAUCUUUUCUGUUGACUCUUCCGGUGCGCCACAAGAAGAGCAACCACCGCUUCAGCAUCGUCACUGGAGGAAGACAUCUUGGCUGUUUGUUAACAUUCACUUCCCGCCAAGGCGCAAACUAGUCGAUACUUCCCAGUCGCUAUGUGUGACGUUUUCUGACUAGAAGGGCUAAGUCGAAUCUUCUAGCGACUUGCAAUUUCAGUCGCAAAUAUGCACGUGUGAACCCACCUUAAGGCUGGAAAGCGUUAAUCAAAAAGGAUGAUUUUAGGGUGAGGCAAGAGUGAGAAGGAUUAAUCAAUGGUGAAGAAGGGAGAAGGGUGAAGGGUGAAGUAAAGUUGGAAAUGGUGACUAAGAGUGAAGGGUAAGAGCAGUAUGAGAAAAGUGACUUUUGAGGGUGACUACUAAGGGUGACUUGGAGUAAAGGGAAGGAUGAUAAAGGUGAGGUAAGCGUGAUGAAAGUGACUGAAGAUAAGGAGGAUGAGAUACGUGAAUUAGGGUAAUCUAGGGUGAAAGAAGGGUGAUUAAGGGUAAAGCAAGGUUAAAAAGAGUGAUAUAGGAUGAGACGGGUGAAAAGGGUGACUAAGGGUGACUUUUGAGUGACAUUUACUAGGAUGGCUAUUGAAAAGAAAUCAUUUAUAAGGGUGACAUACUGAAAAUGAUCUAGUUUAGAGUGAAUGCUUACGGUGAUUCUACGAUAACCUAAUUAAGGUGAAAUUUUAGGGUGACGGUUUAGAGUGACAAUUCUAAGGGUGACCUAGUUUAUGGUGAUUCUUUUUGGGGUGAUUAAGGUGAAAUUUUAAGGCUGAUAAAAAUUAAGGUGACUUUUAAAGGUGAUUACUUAAGAGUGAAGUAAAUAUAGUGACAGUCGCAUAAUAAGUGUGUUGUAAGUGGUAUCCUUAUGUGAAGUAUGUGUUUAUAAGUGUUUAAGUGUAGAAUAAGUCUAAAGUGAGCAUAAAGUAAGGGUUGUAAGUAUAAAGUAGGAGUUAUAAGUGCAAAAUAAGUGUGAUUUAAGCGUUGCGUUAGUAGAAUAAGUAAAACAAAUAAAUGUUUAAGAGCAAAUCUACGUGUUAAGUAAGUUCAGAUCAAGUUGUAAAUAUAUUCCGAGUGUUGUAGUGAAGUAGUGAAUUGUCGUACGUGUGACCUGAAUGUUGUAGUAAGUAAUGAAGUGUUUAAGUGCAAAAUAAGUGUUGUAAAAUGAAUGUUGUUGUAAGCCAUUCAAGAGCUGUAGUAUUGUGAUUCAAGUGUUGUAGUGGGUACGUAAUUCUAGUGUUACAGGUACAAUUCAAAAUGUUAUAAGUGUCUUAAAUGUAAUCUAAGUGUCGUGUAAUCUGUGUUUCAAGCAUUAUAUAAGUGUUAAGGGUGUAAUCUGUAUGUUGUGAGUGUAAUCUAAAUGUUGCAAUGAGUAACUUGUGUCAUAAGUAAAGUUCAAAUGUCGUAAGUCUAAGUGUUCUGGGUCAAGAAAUAAUAGUCCUUAGAAGAAGGCCAAGGAAAAAGUCGGUAAACAAAUAGAAACACAAUGCACUAGAAACAGCUAUAGAUAUAUAGAAGGGAAAUGGCAUAUAAACCCAUAGAAAUACGUACAAAACGCACAAUAGAAGAAAAUAUACGUAAAUAGAUGCAUAAAUAAAAAUAGAUCAUACAACGCAUAAUAGAAGAAAAUCUAAGUAGAUAGAUUAAUAAAUGUAUAAAAAGGCCGUACAAAACACACAAUAGAAGGAAAUACGAGUAAGCAGACAAAUAGAUAGAAAAAUAGUAAUCACUUCUUGUAAACAAAAACUGACACACGUACGAAACACAGUGGAAUAAAUAGAUAGGUAGAGAAGUGUUAAAAAGAAUGAAGUACACACACAGACAAGUAAGAAUAGUCAAAUAUAUGUGAAAUAAUUUAGUAGCCACCCUAUUGAACUGAGCGCCACACUUAUUAGAUUAGUAAGAGCACCACAACUUGACAAAAAACAGCAUCAUAUUGGGCAGUUCUAGUCACUCUUUCGUUUGUAAGCUAACCAACAAAACCGCUUCAGCUUUAAUCGUGUUCUUGGAUUGGUAAGGCAGAUUUGGGGAUAUGUGAGACCAAUUAAGGUGUUUUCGUAAGCUAUCCAACCAAAAAACGCUGGAUAAUCGGGUUCCACAGUCACACUUGGAUUGGUAAGGCAGAUUUCGGAAUAUGUGAGACCAAUUAAGGUGUUUUCGUAAGCUGUCCAACCAAAACAUGUUGGGUAAUCGGGUUUCAGUCAUGCUUGGAUUGGUAAGGCAGCUUUGGGGAUGUGUGGGGCCAAUAUACGAUGUCUUUGUGAGCUGUUCAACCAAAACGCUCGCUCCCCAUGUUGGUAGACGCCCGAACGAAUGGAAAUGUUUUGGUUGGGUAGUAUACGAUAGCUGUGGGAAUGUUGGUUUGUUAUUGUUCUUUUCACCAGUCAUGUUGGACUUUAUUAAUACUUGUCUGUUUAUUGGUUUAUUUUUAGUACUGUAAGGCAGCCAGAUCCGUGCCUUCCAAAAAUAAUUAUGUAGGUAGUAGUGAUGGUAAUGAUAAAGAGCAUAAUAAUAAUGAUAAUAAUAAUAAUAAUAAUAAUAAUAAUAAUAAUAAUGAUAAUAAUAAAGGCACUUGAAAUG